AUGCUCCUGUCCCCGGGGCUGGUUCAGGGUCCCGGCACCAUAUUGACAGCGGCUCUGCGGGACACGCGGGCCAGGCUGCAGCCUAUGCCCCAAGCAAACUACAUUAGGGAACAUCUGCCUUACGUUUGCCAGGGCCAAGUAACACGCGGCUUCAGCCGCGGCUCCAAGCAGCUAAGCAUCCCCGCAAAGUGUAUCUCUCUGCAGGAUUUGUCAGUCUCUUUAGAAGCAGUGUAUGGAGAAGCCAAAGAAGGAGCAAAUUCUGAUGAAAUACUUAAAAAAUUUUAUGCCUGGAAGUGUGAUAAAAGAGAGGAGUUCACCAAUGUUAGAAGCGAAACAGACGCUUCUCUGCAGCGUCUGGUAGCAUGGUUCCAAAGAACCUUAAAGGUUUUUGACCUGUCUUUGGAAGAACCACUGAUUUCUGAAGACGUAGUUGAUAAUGUUGAUGAAAUCUUAGAGAAGACUGAGUCAAGUGUCUGCAAAGAGCUGGAGAUAGCUCUGGUUGAUCAAGGUGAUGCAGACAAGGAGAUACUUUUAAAUACAUAUAGUCAAGUACUGCAAAAGAUUCGUUCAGAGGAAAGGCUCAUUGCCACAGUACAAGCUAAGUACAAGGACAGUAUUGAGUUUAAAAAGCAGCAUAUUGAAUAUUUAAAUAAGAGUCCCAGUAUGGAUCACUUGCUGUCCAUUAAGAAGACAUUGAAAAGCUUAAAAUCUCGACUGAGAUGGAAAUUGGUUGAAAAGAAUAAUUUGGAAGAGUCAGAUGACCCUGAUGGCUCUCAAAUUGAGAAAAUAAAAGAAGAAAUAACUCAGCUGCGCAAUAAUGUUUUUCAGGAAAUUUAUCAUGAGAGGGAGGAAUAUGAGAUGCUGACUAGUUUGGCACAGAAAUGGUUCCCUGAGCUGCCUCUGCUUCAUCCUGAAAUAGGAUUACUCAAAUAUAUGAACUCUGGUGGCCUCCUUACAAUGAGCUUGGAACGAGAUCUUCUUGAUGCUGAGCCCAUGAAGGAACUUAGCAGCAAGCGUCCUUUGGUAUGUUCUGAGGUUAAUGGGCAGAUAAUUCUGUUAAAGGGCUAUUCUGUGGAUGUUGACACAGAAGCCAAGGUGAUUGAGAGAGCAGCCACCUACCAUAGAGCUUGGAGAGAAGCUGAAGAAGAGUCAGGGUUACUACCACUGUUAUUCCUGUUUUUAUGUAAGUCCGAUCCUAUGGCUUACCUGAUGGUCCCAUACUACCCUAGGGCAAACCUGAGUACUGUUCAAGCCAGCAUGCCUUUAAAUUCAGAAGAAGCUUUAAAGGUCAUGAAAGGUGUUGCCCAGGGCCUGCAUACAUUGCAUAAGGCUGAUAUAAUUCAUGGAUCACUUCAUCAGAACAAUGUAUUUGCUAUAAACCGUGAACAAGGAAUUGUUGGAGAUUUUGACUUCACCAAAUCUGUGAGUCAGCGAGCCUUAGUGAACAUGAUGGUUGGUGACUUGAGUUUGAUAUCACCUGAGUUGAAAAUGGGAAAACCUGCUUCUCCAAGUUCAGACUUAUAUGCUUAUGGCUGCCUUUUAUUAUGGGUAUGUUACUUUUUGUUGAAAUAG
Piliocolobus tephrosceles (Ugandan red Colobus) is the source of this 1572-nucleotide messenger RNA. RefSeq names its product serine/threonine kinase 31 (gene STK31). The coding region runs from base 1 to 1572 and encodes 523 amino acids. The record is from RefSeq and is a predicted model, not a curated record. The transcript is spliced from 12 exons. Gene Ontology annotation, biological process: protein phosphorylation. Gene Ontology annotation, molecular function: ATP binding; protein kinase activity. Lineage: Eukaryota; Metazoa; Chordata; Mammalia; Primates; Cercopithecidae.